This is a messenger RNA of Lodderomyces pseudojiufengensis, 2187 nucleotides long. It is a transcript of the gene ASM3, whose product is annotated as Asm3p. Bases 1 to 2187 code for a protein of 728 amino acids. Gene Ontology annotation, molecular function: hydrolase activity. NCBI's taxonomy places the organism in Eukaryota, Fungi, Ascomycota, Pichiomycetes, Serinales, Debaryomycetaceae. The record is from RefSeq and is a predicted model, not a curated record. The transcript is spliced from 5 exons.
AUGCAUCGUGGGUUUUUACAAAAGUUCAGUCAACAACGUCAAAUCAUAAGAAUGCAACUUUCAAUUCUGUCAUUUUCAUUGCUAGUGUUUUUUGCAGCUAACAUUUUUGCUCAUUAUGUUCCUGGUUUUGAUUCAUUAAGAGUUCAAGCAUCAAUUGCUAAAAGAGCUAACAACUUAAUGGAUCCAGCUUAUACUUAUUUACCAGACAAAGAGCUUGAUUUUAUCAAUGCUCAUUUGAAAAAAUUGACAAAUUUCAAUGGUACCAAAUGUGAUCAAUGUAAGAACAAAAUAAGAUAUGGAAAGUCUUUAAUUGAACAAUAUCCAGAUCAACAACAUUUAGUUAGUUUAUUACUUUUCAAAUAUUGUAUUGUUCAAAAUAAUGGUACUGAAAGUAAAUGUGAUAAUAAUGAUUUUUUUGUGACUACUCAAAAUAAAGGUACUAGUAGAUUCAACAAUACUUAUGAUUCAGGUUAUGGUUCAGAAACUAGUGUCAACUUUUAUGAUAAUGAUUUCUUACACAUGUUGAGAAAUUUUAAUACAUCAAGUGAAUUAGAUUUAGAAUAUUAUUGUUUUUUCAAAGGAAGUUCAGCAUGUAAAUUACCAAAGACUAAAGAUGUUGAUGAGUUCUAUGGUGUUCAAAGUUGGUUCCCUCCAAAGCAACCUCAACAUUAUUUCCCUCCAGUUUAUAAAAAUAAUUCUGAAAAAUUUAAUGUUUUACAUAUUACUGAUUUUCACAUUCAACCUCAAUAUGCAUUAGGAACUGAAACAAACUGUUCACAGAACAUUUGUGGGUUUAAAGAUUCGUUCAAUAAAGAUUUACCAGGUAAGGAUUAUAAUUUCACUUCUUAUUAUAAAAAAUUCAAUCCAAAUAUAUCAUCAAUCGAAUUAUCAUUUUAUCCAGAUGCAAGAUAUGAAAAUUCAACAUAUAUUAAAGGAGAGUAUUAUGAUUAUCCAAAAUAUAGAGGUUGGAAUUUUGUUAAUGCUCCCGCUACCAAUUUUGGUGCUUAUUUGUCGGAUUCACCCGAAUUAUUGAUGAAUAGUUCUUUAAUUGCAGUUGCAAAAAUGCAUAAAGAAAAGGACUUUGAGCUUGUAGUUUUCAAUGGUGAUAUAAUUGAUCAUUCUGUGAUCACGUGCACACCAGAACGAACCAAACAUGAUGAAAUUCGAGGAUUUACCUUGAUGAAACAUUAUUGGGAUAAUAUACCUGUAUUGCCAAGUUUAGGAAAUUUCCCUUAUGGUCAAUUACCACCUCUCCAUCUUGGCAAUGAGCUGAUGGAGCAAUUUCAAUACAAUAUUGAUGAAAUGGCAAAUCUUUGGAUCAAUAAUGAAUGGUUUGAAGAAAAAGAUAGAAAUGAUUUAAAAAGACAUUAUGCGGGAUUUUCAUAUGUUACUAAUAGAGGACUUAAAGUUAUUGGAUUGAAUUCAAAUAGUUAUUAUCAAAAAAAUUUAUAUUCAUACGUUAAUUUAGAAGCUAACCCUGAUCAAUUUGGAACUUGGAAGUUUCUUAUUGAUGAAUUGGUUGAAUCAGAGCAAAAGGGGCAAAGAGUUUGGAUUCAAGCACAUAUUCCAGUCACUGAUUUCGAUGCUUUACCUUUACAAAGUAGAAUUUUUGGUAAAAUCAUCGAAAGAUUCUCACCUUAUACAGUAGCCAACAUAUUUUAUGGCCAUACUCAUCAGGACGAAUACCAUGUACUUUUAUCCGGUAAUGCUACAACUGAAACUGCCGAGGAAAAGGAUUUAGUCAACUUAGCAUGGGUUCUUCAAUCUAUAACCCCAUUAACCAAUUAUAAUCCAUCUUGGAGAUAUUAUGAAGUUGAAAAUGAAAGUUUCAAUAUAAUAAAUUCUUAUAAUUAUUAUGCAUUAUUGAAUGAGACAUUUGUCAAUGGUGGAGAUGAACCAAAUUGGAAAUUUGAAUAUUCAGCUAGAGACUUGUAUGAUCCAGAUCAUAAAUGGCCAUUAGAUGCUCCAUUAAAUGCUACUUUCUGGCAAAAUAACGUUAUUAAAAAAUUAGCCAAUGAAUCAGAUAUUGAAUUCAGUCAAUUAUUUGCUGAAAAACAAUUUAGAUAUGGACCAGGUACUCCAAAAUGUGCUAAUGGAACUGUUAUUUCAGAUAAGUGUUACAAUGAGAUCCUUUGUGUCAUGACUAAUUUUUAUUCUGAUGAUUAUCAAGCAUGUCUUAGAGAUUAG